Telopea speciosissima is the source of this 1771-nucleotide messenger RNA. Its product is annotated as F-box protein At3g12350. Lineage: Eukaryota; Viridiplantae; Streptophyta; Magnoliopsida; Proteales; Proteaceae. Gene Ontology annotation, biological process: SCF-dependent proteasomal ubiquitin-dependent protein catabolic process; gibberellic acid mediated signaling pathway. The transcript is spliced from 2 exons. The coding region runs from base 66 to 1568 and encodes 500 amino acids. Gene Ontology annotation, molecular function: protein binding. The record is from RefSeq and is a predicted model, not a curated record. Gene Ontology annotation, cellular component: SCF ubiquitin ligase complex.
CACCCUCUCUGGUUCUUUACCCGUUCUAAUUUCUCUUGUGCCAAAAAUUUCCAAAAGAAGAAAAUAUGGCGAAUUCCGGCGAUCCAGAUCUCAGAAUCUAUGAAGAAACUGUCACUCCUCUUCUUUCUUCUUCAUUAGCCCAAUUUACUUUUGAAGAUUUUCCUGAAGACGUUCAGCUCUGCAUCCUCUCCUUUUUGACAUCCCCGGAGAUCUCCUCUUUUGCCUGCACUUCUAAACGAUUCCAAUUUCUCUGCCGAAGUGACGGCAUGCUCUGGUUUUCCAUGUGCGACAGGAGAUGGGGCUCCAAGACCCACAUCACCAAAUGGGGAAACGGUAGAAUCGGAUUUAAGCUGCUUUACAAGACCCUCUGCCAGUGGGAGAACUUGAUCGGAUUCUGGCGUCGGAUUGGACAGCCAAGCACCAUCGGCGACUCCACGCCUCCGCUUGUCUUCUUCCAAUGGGGUCCCUCCUUCCUCACCGCUUACAGGGUUUCUCCCUCCAAAACCGGUACUUACCAGGUCGUUAAGACACCCUUUCUGUGGAUGGGGCUGUCGCCGACUGGCCAGCCCUUGAUUUUUCUGGACCAUGAGUGCCGCUUCGAGUCAUCGGGAGAUUUCGUCAGGGCAGCCCAAUCGGGUGUUCCCGGUGCGGAUUUGAUUCCUGUGGACGUCAGCUUCGUGGGUAAGAGCCAUUUUGUUUUGGAGGAAAACCUGGGCUUUGUUUCCGAAGGAUCAUUACUAAGGAAGAUGGGGUACCGGUGUAGCUCCACCGCUAACAUUGGUAGUACCACCUUGUCCACUACUGGUACGUGGGGAGGUCCGGGAGGAGAUGACUCAGACGACGUCAACGUGAUUGGUUUGGAGAAUACAUCUCCAUCGCACUCUCCAAUGAGUGGAAGCCCCCCGGACGACUGUUUGAUGUCGGAGAUUUAUCAGUCCUUGGCCAACCGAACUAGCCCCGGUAGUGGGGAUAGAUCCUCUAGAAGACAGAGGAAGAAGGGCAAGGAACGGCAGGGAAGGCGGAAAUGGGAACCUGAGCAUUUCGUGAAGAUCGUCAACUGCAACCCCACGCCGUCACGUCCUUUGCAGGGCCUCUGGAAGGGUUUCUGUGAUGACUUGAGCUUGGACUUUUACCUCGUGGCUUAUGAUGACAUUGGGGGAAUUGCUUGCCGUAAGAUUGGGGAUGCAUCAGAACUUUCAUCUGGAUAUUCUCCAGUUUUCUGGACAUCAAACAUGACUUUUAUCGACUUCCCAUUCUCCACUGAAGAAGAAGAGUUAUAUGAAGGCCGUGUACAUCUCAGGCCCUCUGAUGCAGAUGCAGCUAAUCACAUUCAUGGGUGCCUCAUGGAAAACGAUGUGGUUUCACGCAUACUCAGCAUUAACUCAAGUUAUGAUCUGGUGAUUCCAGAUUUAACUGGAUCUUCUGCGAACCCUUGGCAUGUGGAGGGAAGGGUUUGGCAAUACAGAGAUGGGACGUUUGGGUUUGGAUUUCUUCGUAACAAUUUCAUUAUAGAUUUGAAGCAUAUUGCUUUAGAUGGCUUUCUUCUUGAUUCAACAGGAUGUUGUUAGAAUUAAUUUCCUCCUGGUUUGGGGUUUGUGAAUACAGAUGACUAACUGAUCAGGCUGGAAUUGUAUGGUACAUGUCAUUGGAAAUAAAUUGUUUAAUACCUAGUAAUAGGCUAUGAAACCCACAAAAUACUUUAGGUAGGAAGGAUAGUUAGUAGGUUCAGUACCAUGUUGUCUAUAUCUGAUUUUUCUCAUGUUUGCAAAAA